GAUUAAAAACCAAAGCUCUUUCUAAUUGAUUUGCAUCCUGGAAUUUGAUCCGGUCUAUCGUUCCCAUCUGUAUGUGGGAUGGGGCAGUAAGGUCGGGCUCUCAUUCGGCUGAAGGGGCUGGUUAUCAUGAAUCAUGCUAAGGAAGUCCUCUUUGCUAUUGGGAUGCAAUUCCAACCGGUUGAGGAUCCCAUGGUAGUCGAAUUACUUGUUCUCCGGGAGGCUAUUGUAUGGUGCUUGGACCAUGGUUUCACAGUGAUGAGAUUUGAAGGGGAUGCCAAGGUAGUCAUUGAGAAGAUUGCUCGGGGAGACACCAGUGAUAAUCGGGUCGGAGCUGUUCUCGAGGAGAUUCUGCAGUACUUUGUUGUUCAUAGUGGGUUUAAUAUUCGAUUUGUAGGUCGGAGGAACAAUAAAGUAGCUCAUUUGGUGGCCCACAAAGUCCUUUCUUUAUACCAGACUAUCAGUCUUUUUUAGUUAUCAGACCUGGCUGAAACGUACUAUUAGGGGUGGCUAUACGGUCCGGUCCGGUUAAAUUGGACCAAAUUGAUCUGGUACCAGUCCGGUAUUUUCGGGAAUAUAAGGAUCAAAGAUUGGAUUGGAUACAGUCCUGCCUUUAUCCGGUCCGGUCCUAAUUUGAUAUUGAUUUUAGGUGUUGGGGGUCUCUUAUCCGGUUUUUAUCCGGGAUUUUACCUCAAAUCUAAGCCCGAAUAUGAUAUUGGAUUGUUUGUUAUCCGAUCCCGAUCCGCAUUAUACGGUCCGGUUUCGGAUAAAACCAAAUAAUCCGGACCAAAUAGCCAGCCCUACGUACUAAACCGUUGGACAACCCUAAUUGGGGUCACACACUGAGUAGUUUUGUCACUUACCUCCUUGUCGUGAAAAAAGGACACAUUAUUUUAAGUGGUAUUGUUCUUCCGCGUUGCAUUAAUGUCCAUGUUUUCAUGCAGGUAAAGAAUCCCAGUUAAUUACCCCAUCACGUUAAAAUAUAAUUAAAAAAUUUGUUCGGGUUUGAAGCUUAGAUUUCUAAAUAGAUUUUGUGGUAAUCGAGAGAUUCGAGUAUUGAUGAGAUUCUCGGAGAGAUAGUAUGCAUAACCUUAUUAUGAAUAACGCUAAGAAUUUGUUGGAAAAUAAGAUUUGAAUCAUGGAUUUAUUGAAUUUAUUGAUUUAGCAAAUUGUUAUAUUUUUUUAAAUCUUUUUAAUCAUGAAUUGUAGUUUCAGAUAUUUUAAAUCUUUAAAAUUUAGAGAAAUUCUAUGUCUUGAUCUUAGAAAUGUUUUAUUCCCUAUUCUAUCUCUUUUUUUUUUUUCAUUUAUCCCACUGAAUACCAUUACUAAUAAAUUCUCAAUAUUUUUCAGCCCAAUCUAAUUAUUUGGUUAAGAAUAAACAUGUCAUUUGAUAUAAAAAUAGAAUUUAUUUUUUCAUUGGAUGUCAACAAUCGCAGUUACCAAACAAUGAACAUUUUCAAAUCUUUUCUCAACAAUCCAUAGAGUUAAAAUCUUUGGAUUGUCUAGAAUCUAGAGAUUUGGACUCCAAUUCUCCAAACGACCCCUAAAUUUAUUAUUUACUGAAGGUUAUUAACUUUUUCAAUAUAUUUCAUAGAUUAUAUCUCUUUUGUUUUAAAUCGUAGUUUUUCUUUUGCUCUUCAAAAUGACUUUCACUUUGAUAUAUUUUAAAACAAAAAAUUUAAAAAUUUAUUAUUUGUCUUUACAAUGUGGUAAUGUUCGGUAGUUCAUAAGAUUAUAUGAAAGUGUAUCAUGGUGGUAUGAACAUAUCAUAAUGCAUAAUGAUUGCAUACAUAUAUUAGGAAUAUACUAACUGUCAUUUACCACAUUUCAUCACCGUAUAUCACCAAGCCAGUUAUCACCAAAUACCAUAGUGGUAUAGUUUUCUCCAAUGUGAUGUGGAUUGUAGGGCAGCAAACCCUUAGAUUUCUGACUUCACUAUUGUCUGGAAAAUUAGAAAAAUCUCCAAUUCCAUCACCAGAAAGAAAAUGAGAGAUGAAUCCACCGGUGAGAUGCUACCAGGAAACUCCCCCUCUGUUUUGUUCUAGUAGUGUGCCACAUAAUUCCCAACACUCUGAUGCAUUGUUUGCAGCUCUGGUUGGGGUCUAAAGAAACAGUUGAGGGACAAGAGUACUGACACAACUUCUGAUUUUGUGUUGUUUUUGUUUUGUUAAUGUCAGUCAGGCGACUAGGUCAAUAGAAAACUAAGAAUGAAGGAUAGCUGAUGAAACUUUUCUUAUGGGUUCGAACCAGUUAAUAAUUUUCCUACCCUUUCCCCCCCUGAAUUUUGGAUGGUGGUGGACUGGUGGUGGGCGAGCGUGUGGAAUACUGGGACUUCAAUAGUGGAAGAAAGGGUUCACAAUAAGGUUGUGGAAAAAUCAGGGGCACUCCACUCCCAGCAGGUCCUCCUGUUGAUGGAUUCAAAGCCAAGGUUGAAACGACAACCUCAUCAGUAGGGAUGUGUGGGAAAAAAUAUCCACAAAUUUACAUAUCCUCCCGAAUCCGGUCUAAUUGGAUAGUGUAAAUCUGGAUAUCCGAAACCCUAUCGGUUAUAGGUGGAACUUUAGUUUUUUAGCCGAUUCUUGAAGGAUAUGAGUAUGGAUAAAAUCCAAACUAUUUUGGGUAGGGUAUUUGAUACGUACUAUUCGUCCUCGACCAGACCCGUUGUCAUCCCUGCUCAUGAGGCACAACAAGAGGGUUUCUUUAAACCUCGCCAUAUACGUUAGAGACAAUGUGAUUUGAUGUAUAUAUGAUAGAUUCGUAUAAUUGAUGAUUCUGAAUCGUGCAUAUAUCUUUUGCUUCUUUGUUUUGUCGUUACGAGGAGAGAUCCGUCACAGACGAUUAACCUCUACCCUCAUGAAUCAUGAGCACCCCGAAAAGCUCAUGAUAUCCAUUUUAAAAGGGCACAAUAUUCCGUAAUGAAAAGGUUGUUGCGACUGCCAAGGCUGGAACCUAUUACCUCCUGAAUCCAUACCCGCUACUUUAAUUUAUCAAUCCCACCAUCCGUAUUGAUCCUCAUAUAUUUUUUGGAGUAUAUAUAUGGUAUACUCACAUAAUUGGCCAUUCAAGUUGACACUUAUAUCGUUUUCUUUUUUCCCUUUAUUGUAAGAGGAGAGAUCUGUCACGGAUGGUAAACCUCUAUUCAACACCUGAUAAGUUCAUGAUACCUAUUCUAUAAAGGGCAUGACCGGCAAGGCUCGAACCCUGAGUGUCAUCAAUCCAGACCUUUAAUUUUAAUUUAUCAAUUCCAGCACCUCGUAGUGACUCUAAUAUUAUCUUUGUCCGUCCGAAAACUUUUUUUUAAUACCAGAUUAUGGAAAUUGAACCCGUGAAAAUAUCAUAAAAUAUCACACAUGUUGCCUUAUUCCAUUUGAUCCAUGAUAGGGUUUUUUUUUUCUUUCGUUUACGGGAUGUGUGAAACUAGAUAAGGGAGAUGGGCGCACGAUUUGGCGGGAUUUAAUUAAAUCAUUCAAUAGAUAGGAAGUCUACUACUCUUCAUUGGAUUUUGUUCUAUGUGUUUGUUCUUGUUGUCUCCAAAUUCCAUUACAAAAAGGGGAAAAAUAAUAAAUGGAGGGAGGACUUUUCCGGAAGAUUUGAAUUGAAUAAAAAAGAGAGACAUGAAAGCGUAGUAACUAGGUAAAGGGUUUUGAAACGAAAGCGAAGAAAAUUGGAAGAAGGCGGUCAAAGGAAGUAGGCCUCUCUUCUCUUCCCAUCUUAUUAAAGGCUUUCCCUCGUAUUUCAGUUGUUUUGCACGGGUGGAGACAGCUGGCCGGAGAAUCGCCCCAGGGAGGCUGGGUCGUUUCACGUCAGGAUCGCGUCACCGGCGGCGGAUGGAGUGGAGGAUUCAACAGUUUCACACCUACUAAUUACUUACUAUGCUUUGUGGUGGUGGUUAGAUCUUGGCGUGUGACGUGAAAAAUCCAAUCUUUCUGUUCUCACACAUAAAUGAACUUUGGUAAGCUAGACUAUCACUUUGUUAGUCAGCUGGUCUGCCAAUAUAAUUUCGGUGUUCGUCGUGUGUUUUCGCGGCAGACUGGUUUGUUGACGCCCCCGAUCAAGGCCCUCUCUAUGGAUACCUUCCGGUUGUUUCCGUCGAAAGAUUGUAGUUGUCUCCCAUUCAGGGGCGGAGGGAGAGGGUUAUAGGGUGGGUACCGGAACCCACCCUGAAUCGAGUUAAUUUAUAUGAUGUAUGAUUUAUAAGUUGUUCAUUGUCGUAUUCAAUAUUUUUAUAACGAGCUAUAUACAAAUGGCAAUGGUGCAUAUGAUCCGCCCAAAAUUAAAGAUAUAUUUAUUUAAUAUCUACAACAAAAUUUCACCAAAUCAUAUGUAGCUAAUUUGUAAAAAAAAAAAUAAUUUGCAAUCGGGGUAGGGAGAAUGUAACGGGUGGGUCCUAAGGACGAAAUUAGUAAAUUAGUAUACUUGAGAAUAAAAUGUAGGGCACUUCUAAUUGAGAAUAGUUGAUUGAGAGUUCAUGUGUUCAAAUCUUGGCGACAUAAUAUUCGGAUUUGCAAAAACUUUAAGCAAGUAUAAGUUGGUUUUCCUUAUCGGGGAAGUGUUAGUAAAUACUAAAUAUAUAAAACUCAUUACUAAAUCUUUCCCAACAACUCGAGUUAUUGAUACUAAACGGUCAUGACAAAGAACACCAUUCAAAAGCAAAUGUCUAACUAAAUCAUGAAUAAUUGUUUGAUACUGCAUAUAGAGUGAUAUUCUUGAUAGUUUAAACUUAUAAUUAAUUUACAAAAUUUUCUAAAUACAAAAUUAUAUCAUGAAUGAUUGAAAAAGCUAACAAAAUAUUUUAUCGCAUGUUUUUUUUCUCUAAAUGGACACACCCUUGACAAAAUCCUCGCUACGCCUCUCCCAUUCACUCUAUCUCGUAGUAUGGCUGAGAAAAUACACCAUACCGUUAGAAAAACUGUGGUCCAAACCAUACCGUACAGUUUGGUCCAGACCGUAGACCGUUAAGUAUGGUCUGGUCUGGUCCAUGGUCUGUAUUAUUUUAUGUUUUGAUCUCUUGGUCUUGUCUGGUGUAGACUGCGGUUUACCAGACCAAACCGUGGACCCAACCGACUUGUCAAUACGUGUUAACAGCCCAUUUGACCACUCUCCCCAACUCCCACAACGACAUCCAAGUCGCAACCUUAAUUUUGUGAAUCUCGUCUCUCCUUCAUUCACAACCACAUUUAACCAGAGAGUAGAGACAAUCGUGUCUCCAUAUGACAUUAUGUUAAUAUUUUAUGACUUUAUGAUGCAAGUUGGGAUGCUUUUACUUUAAAUCUGUGUUAUGCACUAAGAAUUAGGGUAUCAAAAUUAUUCAUGCAUGUUAGGAUUAAUGUUUUAAGGCAAAUAACAAUUAUUUCUUGGUUAUUCAUGAAUGAUUACUAUAUUCUACAAAAUGUCUCCUAACUUGAGAGUACAUUUGGUGAAAAAUGGAUAAACAGAUUUUCUUAUUAUUGGAUUUUAUAACAAUUUCGGACCUACUUUACACAAAAUCGCGGCUACGCUGCUGGUUGAUAAGGAUAAAUAACUUGCAGAGUUAUAUACUCACAUGAUCACAUCAAUAAAAAAAAACCUAACAAUGCCAACCUCGUUAGUCACUAAUCAUCAAUUUUCUGGAGUUGAGGUGGGAAGUGUAUAAAUUAAAACGACACCUAGGUUCUGGACUAUAUUUAUUAUGUAUUGAAAGAGAAUACCUUAGCAUGUAGGAAGGUUCAGGCGCUAAGGUUGAAUAUUAUUAUUAUUAUUAAUAAGAGAAUAUUGUAUAAUCAAUCGCUUUGGUCGCCGGGACCGGCCGGCGACUUGGGAGUUGAGACGCGGCGAUUUGUGAAUUGUAUUUGUGCCCCUCCACGAGCCAUUGAAUUGACCCAAGAUGUUGGUUCAAUAUUUGAACCGAUAGUUUGCAGGUGGCAAUUUCAAUCCAAUCCACCAAUCCAAUCUAUCAAUCCAUUAAAAAUAUCCACCUAAUCCAAUCCAUUUUAUCCAAAUUCAAUUGGAUUGGUGGAUUCAUGGAUUGGAUCCAUGGAUCAUUGGCAAAUUACGGUUUAGUACCUAUAAUUUUUAUUUUUUACAUUUUGUUACCUAAAAUUUAAUUUUUUAUACGAAAAAUAUCAUUGGAAAAUUACGUUUUGGUACCUAAAAAUUUUCAUUAUGACAUUUUAGUACCUAAACUUUUUACAUUUUAUAUAUUGGUCCUUGGUUGAGGAUGUCAUUUGGAUUAAUGCAUAAUCCACCAAUCCACUUGAUCCAAUCUAUGAAUCCACCAAUCCAUUUGAUCCAUGGAUCCACCAAUCCAAUCCAUUUGCCACCUGUAUUUUCUUCCAAUAUAGCGUUGUUAAUUGUAAUGAUUGUAGAUUAAGAGUGACAAAGCAGAUAUAGCAAAUGGUUAAUGCUAUUGAUUACUUAGCUAUUAGAGGUUAUCAGUUGGCCGUUCGACAUUGGAGUGGACCGAAUUAAUGGAGGUAUACGUUUGAUUUUAGCAUUGAUCAAUCCAAUUAUAUUUCUGGUUAAAAUGUCAUUCAAUAUUGUUGUUAACUCAUCGUCCUAGCAACGAUCUUUGCCGCUUUGGUAAAGAAAUUGAGACACGCGAUUGAGACAAUGUUUUCACUUUUCAGAAGAAUCGAACAAAUUCUUUCGAAAAAUUUAAAAUGAAUAUCGUUUAUCUCAAGGUAUUUUCCGUAUAAAAACGAACUUGGGGUCAAAUACAUGAGAUAUGGAUGCGAAUUUUCCGUCAAAAAGUUAUAUUAAAAAAUCUAAACCACCUGAAUUGCCUCUUUUGAACUAGGAGAAAACAAUCCAUUAACAACAUUGAUAAUUGGGUGAGGGUUUGAGGCGGACGGGUACUUUAAUAUCUAUACAUGUACUGUGAUAAGUGCAAGUCAUGUUAGAUAAUACUCAUGCCGAUAUGGAGUGAGAUAUGUCAACUCAUUCUGAUAUGUUAUUUGAAGAAUAUUUUUGUAAAAAAUUGGGCUAUUUUACGAGGAAACAAAAUAAAACCACUUCAUAAAUAAGAAAAGAAAUAAUAUAUUGAAUGAUUGUUUGAAAAAUGGAGUCUUGUGCUGAUUCAAAGUUUCAUUAAGGCAAAACGUACUAUUUAAGAAAAGUAAAAAAAAGGAUAAAUACACUUAGAAAUAUAUCAAGAUAGAACAGAUAGGGAUAACUGGGGAGCGGUUACGGUGCUAAUUGUACAAUAGUUAGCAGCGUCCUAAUCAAGGGAAAAACUACUACUAGUUUGAAUUAGUAGUGAUUUAGCUUAGUGUUGUAUUGAUUUUAUAAUAAUCCGUAGUGAUUUCGUUAUUUUUAGUAGCGUUUUUUGCUAGUUAUCACGGUGCUAACCCCUAUAAGGAUUAGCACCCAAUCCCAUCCCGGACAACUGAGGUAGGGAAAAAGUUGUACUCGUGUCUCACCCCACACUACAACGAGUCAAGUUUUCCCUGCCCCAAACAUAUCAAGAAAUUAGGUCAAAUCGGGUGGAUCAAAUAAGAAAUUACCAUCACUACCGAUUCGUAUGUGUAUAUUGCUACUGACCAUACCCAAUUAUUUGUCAAUUAGUUUACCUUAUACCAUAUAUAUAUAUAUGCAUGAUAACUUGAUAUAAGAGAUUUCAGAGGAUUAGAGCAAAGACUUGGUAAAUGCUAAUCACAAUUACAUUUUCAAUUUAAUUGUUUAUGGAUCAACAAGCACAAUCAAUUCACCCAUUAUGGUCUAUGGAUAGGUUGGAAUGAUGGUAGUAAUGCUCCCAUAGUCAAGACAUUUGAAAAUUAUAAGGAGUCGAUGGAGAUGCAUGCCGCCAUAUUUCUCUGCUUCUAUUAUUUCUUGGUCUUUUCCUCUUACCAGCACGACCCAAAAUUGGGAUAAACAAGUAGAAAACUCAAAUUGCUUAAACCCUAAACUAAGUUGAAUUCUUCAAAUUUCUUUGCGUAUUUGUUGGAGGUCUAUGUCAAGAACCAGUUGAUCCCAAUAACUCGAGUUGUUGGGAGAGGUUCAAUCGUGGAUCAUAUACCACAACAUUAACACACCCCCUCAAAUGAAAGCCACUCACAAGGGCUUGAAAUUUGCACAAGUCUGAAGACAAGAAUACCAUGUGCUUAAUAAAUGGGGGUCAUCGGGAAUCGAACACAAGACCUCUCUGUCACAGAAGGCUCUGAUACCAUGUCAAGAACCAGUUGAUCCCAAUAACUCGAGUUGUUGGGAGAGGUUCAAUCGUGGAUCAUAUACCACAACAUUAACAGUCUAUACUCGGUUGGUUUUUUUUAAUAACUCAGUAACAUCUCCACACAUACCGUUUCCUUCACUUAUAAGAUCCUCAUUAGAGCUGCCGGAAACACCACGAAAGGGCUUUGAGGGGGCGAACUUAGGACCUCACACGUUGAGAACGAGCAUCCGACGAGGGUUCACCAAUCGGACGGUAACAUUUGGCUACUCGGUUGGUUUACUAUAGCUAGAUUUCUUUUCUUUACAAUAUUUUGUUUCCAAAUGGCCAUUAUUCUAAAGUCUUUCUGCAUAAUUCAAUUCAACAAUCACAGUCGCCCUUAUACCUUUCCGUUACUAUCUUUUCUUGUAUCUGCCGAAAACGAAAGGGGAAAAGUAAACGAUUGAGAUGCCUUGAGGGCCAAGAAGAAAAAAGGAUGGGGGAAAACAGUCGCAGUAUGAUCUUUAUUCCGUGCACUAUUUAGUAUUAGAUGAGUAAUUAAGUGGACUUUUCCAGCCAAAAGUAAACCUGAAAAGAGUGAAAAAGGAAGCUCAAAAUGUUGGGAUUCUUGGGGUGAAUGAGAAUGGAGGAGGGGAGGUCAAGGCUCACUUGUAUCCACAUUGGUCAAAUGAGAAAGUGUAAGUGGGCAUACGCAAUGUAGUCAAAAUCGUGUUUUAAAACUUAAAACUUACGAUUUUACGUUUUUAGGUCACUAAAACUCUUUUACACAAAAUCUCAGUUUUUAUAACCUAUGUAGUUAAAAACUCCGCUUUAAAAGUUAAAAACUUACAAUUUUACGCUUCUAGUUCAGCAAAACGUUUCUACGUAGAAACUCGUUUUUUACUACAUUGGGCAUACGUAUAUGGUUCUAUUGUUGGAUUUCAUAUAAAUUUUUUAUUUUUGGAGCCUCACCAGAUUGGUUUAAUUUCAUACUGGUCACAUCCGCAUCGUUGUAAUACAUGGGUUUGCAACCAUCAACACAAACCUAACUGCCAUACGAGCCGAACCAUCUUUUUAGACGCACCCAUUCAUUGUCUGUAUAAAUUCACACUCCUUUAUUAUUUUGUGUCACUUAUUUGUCUGCACAAAAUAACUCUACUAGAUAUUUCUCUGUAUUUUCCUCUCGUCCAAAAUACGACAUGGUGUAUUGUGUUCGCCGUACAUUCGAAGUACCUCUACAUUAGUAAGGGCAAUCUGUUCCAUCCAUAGAUAAGUUAUUAUGUUAAAUUUUAGUACUUAGAGGGAAUAAAAUUCAUUAAGGACAAAGAGUGAAAUAUUUUUGUUAAGAUAUGUUUAUUAUAAUUGGGGGUUUUAUAUCAUUUUGUCUGAGUUGUUUUGUUUAUGUAGGGUUGGGCAUGUGGGCGGAUCGCCCGCCGAUUUGGAUCGAUCCGCCCGCAUUUUACUCGAUUUUUGUUAUGUGGGUGGGUCUGUGGGUGCUGGGAGGUAUUCGUCGGGUGAUGGGUGGGUUGUGGGCGGGUGCGCAGAUAACCCGCUCAACCCAAUAGCAAACAGAACAAAGUUGUUGGUGCUGAAGAGUGGGGAGUGGAGUGGAGUGUAGACUCAUCGGAAACUAGGGCUAAUCCUAGAGAUUGAAUCUCAAAGCCAAUCUUCCAAAUCUCUACUUCCAUCUUCUCCCCUUUAUUUUUCCCUCUAAUUAUUGUGCACAAAUCACCUCUCCUUCCUCCGUUGAAUUAUUUUCUUAGUUUCCAGCACCUGAUUAUCAUCCCCAUUCGUAGAAAACUCCUCCAUAAUAGAAUUUCUAUCCAAUUUUAGAACUAAUUCGACAUUUUUUCUUCCUUUUUCAUUUUCUUGUUUCAACCCGAUAACUCUCCACCAAUUAUCUUGUCACUUGAAGUGAAUCUCAAAUUUGGAAGGUGAAUGGAUGUUGAAAUGGAUUUUUAUUUUACAUAUUGACAUUACACAGGGAAUUCUGAAAAAUAAAUGAAUCAUGUCAAGUUGACUUCUUUAUAUUAUGUACAUUGUAAUGUGGGUGAACCCGCAGACCCAGCGCAUCAUCCGCCAUCCACCCAAUCCAACUCGAAAUGUGGGUGGGUGGUGGGUUAAAAAAUUUCAAUCUGUUUAAGGACAAGUGGAUGCAUUUUAUGAUCAAAAUCCACCCAAUCCACCCAAUGCCCACCCCUAUGUUUAUGUGUAUGUUCAUGCUAUAUAUUCUAUAUAUUAUAUAACCAACAAAAUAUAUAAUGGGGAUCCAACCCUCUCUUUUCUUCAUUUAUUUUUUGCAAUGAGAGCAAAAAUAGAAAGGUUACAAAAAUCAUAAUCAAUUAAACUAAAAAAUUUAUUAUAUCUUUCUAACAAGAAGUGAAUAUCUGAAAAUAUAUGACUUUUCCAGCAUAGUUAGCUAGCUCACUAAUUCCCCUUAAGUAUUUUUUUAUAUGUUUGAUACUUUGAUUUUCAUUGUUUGACUAUGUUAUUUCAAGUUUAAUAAUUAAUUUAAUUUCUAUCUAUCUUGUAAAUAGAGGAUAAUUUUAAAACCAAAACACAAAUAUAAUUGAUUCGAAUAUUGCAUAUUAAUUUGCAGUAUCAACGAUAUUUUGUGCAAAUCAUAAGUGACAAGUUUUCUGAAAGUGUUUUUUUUUAGUUCGGUUAAUCGCUUAACCUCAAAUGUCUUGCUAAUCUGGUAUGAUUGUACUCAACAAUCAUGAGACGACAUUGAGUUUGAUGUACUUGUUCAUUUCACCAUUUUUUAAUUUGUUAGUAAAUUUGUAUAGCCAGAAUAAGUGAUUGAGUAAACAUGAUCUCAAAUAAACUAAAACAGUUUAA
Linum trigynum is the source of this 10960-nucleotide messenger RNA. The record is from the annotation of a GenBank genome assembly. Lineage: Eukaryota; Viridiplantae; Streptophyta; Magnoliopsida; Malpighiales; Linaceae.